Molecule: messenger RNA, 6786 nt
Organism: Dipodomys spectabilis (banner-tailed kangaroo rat)
Lineage: Eukaryota; Metazoa; Chordata; Mammalia; Rodentia; Heteromyidae
Gene: Znf532
Product: zinc finger protein 532
Exons: 10
Coding region: 746-4729 (1327 amino acids)
Source: RefSeq, a predicted model, not a curated record
AGGAUGACCUUCCCCUCCUCAGGAAGGCCUAGAAGGGAGAGGCAGCCCCCAGCGAGGUCCCCCCAUGCUGAUGAUUUUCAGAGACUUGUUGGCAACUCAGGGAGGGUUGCCAUAGCUUUUUUAUGUAGGGUGACCAGAACCGGCUGAAACUGGUUUGAGGCAGAUCAGCUCCUGAACACAAUGCAGUCACUGAGCUACUACAGUGGGAUAGCAGCUUCCUCCCUUCAUGGCAGCCAAAAGCAGAGGAGCUUGCAGGAAGGUGCCAUCCCUACACAGUAUGUGAAUGCACACUUAGACACCACACAGCACUGGUACGUGACUAAUGGAACCCUAAAAAGAUCCUGUGUAGAGACGAUGGGGAAAAAAAAGGUGCAGGUUUGCAAGGUCUGAGAUGACUUGGGCUUUUCCUGCCUUUUUCUUUUUGCUUAAGGGAUGGACAAGGAGCUGAGAUUUAUGACCCUUAUUAAAGAAAAAAAAAAGGUGCCUUGCUAGGGUGGGGACACUUGGUUUGUGCAGUCUCUCUCCCUCUCCCUCUCUCUCUCUCUUUCUCUUUCUCUCUCUCUCUCUGUGCUUUUUUUUUUUUAAACAAAACAAAACCAGGAUGAACUGAUGGAUUCGUAAUGGUAGUUUGUUUGUUGCUGGAGAAUGCUACUUUGCAUGCUUUUUUUCUCUUGCAGGGUAUGUUCUGUUUUGUGCUUUUCCUUUUAGAAGCUCCUAAAGGGUGUUGGGGAUACUUCUGACUAUUAUGAAGGCCAAAAGAGAAUGCAGCCGUGUGACAGUAACUGAACACUGGCCCAAAGUCUUUCCCAAAGGUCAAGGUUCACAAGAACAUCUGAUCAAAUUCAUGACCAUGGGGGAUAUGAAGACCCCAGACUUCGAUGACCUCCUGGCAGCAUUUGACAUCCCAGAUAUGGUCGAUCCCAAAGCAGCUAUUGAAUCCGGACACGAUGACCACGAAAGCCACAUCAAGCAGAAUGCUCACGUGGACGACGACUCGCAUACCCCAUCGUCCUCCGAUGUGGGUGUCAGCGUGAUUGUGAAGAAUGUGCGGAACAUCGAUUCCUCCGAGGGUGCGGAGAAGGAAGGCCACAAUCCCACAGGCAAUGGCUUACACAACGGGUUUCUCACAGCGUCCUCUCUGGAUGGUUACAGUAAAGAUGGAGCCAAGUCCUUGAAAGGAGACGCACCUACCUCAGAGGUGACUCUCAAAGACUCGGCAUUCAGCCAGUUCAGCCCUAUCUCCAGUGCUGAAGAGUUUGAUGACGAUGAGAAAAUCGAGGUGGACGACCCCUCGGACAAGGAGGAGGUGCGCUCCGGUUUCAGAUCGAAUGUCUUGACGGGGUCUGUUUCUCAGCAGGACUGUGAUAAACUAAAGGCACUGGGAGGAGAAAACUCAGGCAAAACUGGAAUGGCCACGCCAGGCAGUCUAGAUAAAAACAAAGUCAAGAGAGAAACAGAGAGCAAUUCCAUAAGUCUGAGUGUUUAUGAAUCGUUUAAAGUCAGAAAGCUGGAGGAUAAGUUGAAGGAGAACUCUGAGAAGGUGCUCGAAAAUAGGGUCCUUGAUGGGAAGCUGAGCUUGGAGAAGAACGAUAUCAGCCUUGCUGGGCUUGCACCAUCCAAGACCAAGGCGGCCUCCAAGCUCUCGUCCUGUAUAGCCGCCAUUGCGGCCCUAAGCGCCAAAAAGGCGGCUUCUGACUCAUGCAAAGAGCCUGUGGCCAACUCCAGGGAAGCAUCUCCCUUACCGAAAGAAGAAAAUGACAGUCCGAGACCUGCUGACAAGUCUCCCGAAUCCCAGAGCCUCAUCGAUGGCCCCAAGAAAGCCUCCCUCAAGCCAUCGGAUAGUCCCAGGAGCAUCUCCAGUGAGAACAGCAGCAAAGGGUCCCCGGCGUCUCCUGCAGGCCCCACACCGGCCAUCCCCAAGGUCCGCAUCAAGACCAUCAAGACAUCUUCCGGGGAGAUCAAGAGAACGGUGACGCGGGUUCUGCCGGAAGUGGACCUUGACUCGGGGAAGAAGCCUUCUGAGCAGACGGCGUCUGUGAUGGCUUCUGUGACAUCCCUUCUGUCAUCUCCAGCCUCGGCCACUGUCCUCUCCUCUCCCACCAGGGCGCCUCUCCAGGCAGUUUCCUCUGCCGAGCUGACCCCCAAGCAGGUCACCAUCAAGCCCGUGGCCACCGCGUUCCUCCCCGUGUCCGCCGUGAAGACAGCAGGGUCCCAAGUCAUCAAUCUGAAGCUGGCGAACAACACGACGGUGAAAGCCACGGUCAUCUCUGCUGCCUCUGUCCAGAGUGCUAGCAGCGCCAUCAUUAAAGCUGCCAAUGCCAUUCAGCAGCAAACCGUUGUGGUGCCAGCCUCCAGCCUGGCGAACGCCAAACUCGUGCCAAAGACUGUGCACCUUGCCAACCUUAACCUUCUGCCUCAGGGUGCCCAGGCCACCUCUGAACUCCGCCAAGUGCUAACCAAACCUCAGCAACAAAUAAAGCAGGCAAUAAUCAAUGCAGCGGCCUCGCAGCCACCCAAAAAGGUGUCCCGUGUCCAGGUGGUGUCCUCCUUGCAGAGUUCGGUGGUGGAAGCUUUCAACAAGGUGCUGAGCAGUGUCAACCCAGUCCCAGUUUACAUCCCAAACCUCAGUCCUCCUGCCAACGCGGGCAUCACGAUCCCCACACGCGGGUACAAGUGCUUGGAGUGCGGGGACUCCUUCGCGCUGGAGAAGAGUCUGACCCAGCACUACGACCGGCGCAGCGUGCGCAUCGAAGUCACCUGCAACCACUGUACCAAGAACCUCGUUUUUUAUAACAAAUGCAGCCUCCUUUCCCAUGCCCGGGGCCAUAAGGAGAAAGGAGUGGUAAUGCAGUGCUCCCACUUAAUUCUCAAGCCAGUCCCAGCAGAUCAGAUGAUAGUUUCUCCGUCUAGCAAUACUUCUGCUUCCUCUCCCACUCUGCAGAGCUCCGUGGGAGCCGGCACACACACUGUCACCAAAAUCCAGUCUGGCAUCACGGGGACGGUCAUAUCAGCUCCUUCCAGCACACCCAUCUCCCCAGCUAUGCCCCUAGACGAAGACCCCUCCAAACUCUGUAGACACAGUCUCAAAUGUUUGGAGUGUAACGAAGUCUUCCAGGACGAGACAUCGCUGGCCACACAUUUCCAGCAGGCUGCAGAUACGAGUGGACAAAAGACUUGCACUAUCUGCCAGAUGCUGCUUCCUAACCAGUGCAGUUAUGCUUCACACCAGAGAAUCCAUCAGCACAAAUCUCCCUUCUCCUGCCCUGAGUGUGGGGCCAUCUGCAGGUCGGUGCACUUCCAGACCCACGUCACCAAGAACUGUCUGCACUACACACGGAGAGUUGGUUUUCGAUGUGUACAUUGCAAUGUUGUGUACUCUGAUGUGGCUGCACUGAAGUCUCACAUUCAAGGCUCUCACUGUGAAGUCUUCUACAAGUGCCCUAUCUGUCCAAUGGCGUUUAAGUCUGCCCCAAGCACACAUUCCCACGCCUACACACAGCAUCCUGGCAUCAAGAUAGGAGAACCAAAAGUAAUCUAUAAGUGUGCCAUGUGCGACACUGUGUUCACCCUGCAAACCUUGCUGUAUCGCCACUUUGACCAGCACAUUGAAAACCAGAAGGUGUCUGUUUUCAAGUGUCCAGACUGUUCUCUUUUAUAUGCACAGAAGCAACUUAUGAUGGACCAUAUCAAGUCUAUGCAUGGAACAUUGAAAAGUAUUCAAGGGCCUCCCAACUUGGGUAUACACUUGCCUUUGAGCAUUAAGCCUGCAUCUCAAAAUUCAUCAAACCACAGCAAAGAGGACACCAAGUCCAUGAAUGGGAAAGAGAAAUUGGAAAAGAAGUCACCGUCUCCUGCAAAAAAGUCCGUGGAAUCCAAGAAGUCGACCAUUCUUGGGUGGACUUGUUGGGAGUGUGACCGCCUGUUCACGCAGAGGGAAGUGUACAUCUCCCACAUGAGGAAGGAGCACGGGAAGCAAAUGAAGAAGCACCCUUGCCGCCAGUGCGACAAGUCCUUCAGCUCCUCCCACAGCCUAUGCCGCCACAAUCGGAUCAAGCACAAAGGCAUCAGGAAAGUCUACACCUGCUCGCACUGCCCGGACUCGCGGCGGACUUUCACCAAACGGCUGAUGCUGGAGAAGCACGUUCAGCUCAUGCAUGGGAUCAAGGACCCUGACCUGAAAGAAAUGACAGAGGCCACCAACGAGGAGGAAGUGGAAAUAAAGGAAGACACGAAGGCUCCCAGUCCCAAGCGCAAGUUGGAAGAGCCGGUUCUGGAGUUCCGGCCCCCGCGGGGCGCCAUCACGCAGCCCCUGAAGAAGCUGAAGAUCAACGUGUUCAAGGUGCACAAGUGCGCGGUGUGCGGCUUCACCACGGAGAACCUGCUGCAGUUCCACGAGCACAUCCCGCAGCACAAGUCGGACGGCUCGUCCUACCAGUGCCGCGAGUGCGGCCUGUGCUACACGUCGCACGUGUCCCUGUCCCGGCACCUCUUCAUCGUGCACAAGCUCAAGGAGCCGCAGCCCGCCACCAAGCAGAACGGGGCCGGCGAGGACGGCCAGCAGGAGAACCAGCCGGGCCCCGACGACGAGGCCGCCGACGGCGCCGUGUCGGACCGCAAGUGCAAAGUGUGCGCCAAGACCUUUGAAACGGAAGCUGCCUUAAACACGCACAUGCGCACCCACGGCAUGGCCUUCAUCAAGUCCAAGAGGAUGAGCGCCGCCGACAAAUAGCCCCCGCCGCGCACGGUCCAGGCUGCUGCAAUAUCCCGCCCUCGCCGCCCUCCGCCACGCCCCGGAGCAUCCACACAGUAUUUGCGUUGAAAAGAGUUUGUAUAUAUUUAAAUGACAACUUUUUAUACUCUUUGUUACAUGUUUGUAUCAGUAUUUAGUAGAAGAUGUUUUGAGGUGUCUUUUGUUGUUGUUGUUGUUGUUGUUGGUUGGUUUGUUCAGAUGGGUUUCGAUGUUUGUUUUUCUUCCUUUCUUUUUGUACCGUUUCUUUAUAACAGAGUUCUUAGUCCUAGGGGCAGUUCCUGAAUUCCAACCCAACCCUUUUUGUAUGGCCACCAAUUGGAAUGGGUUGCUGACCAAGUAACAGGCUAACUAAUGUGAUGCCUUUUUUUAGUGUUUUUAAGUUUUUUAGAAUCCACUACAUAAUUUGUAGGUGGUUGUGGCUCUCACAACACUAGAAACUUUGAAGUGUCUUAGCACCACCCCAGCGUGCCUGCCCCCAAGGAAGCCAGGGUGCUGGGGGGGAUACCCCGCUCCCGUGGGCACCUGGCCUCCGGUCAGGCCGUGCCCAGUGGCAGCCAAAGCAGCCUUGCAGGGCCUCCUCUGUCCCCAGGGCUGGCUACAGCAGGCCAGAAUCCAGUGAGGAAUGUAGACUUCCUCAGUUCCAUCCUAAGAAACGGGGAAGGAGGGAAUUGCAGAAUGGGGAAAACCAGGCCUGAUGGUUUUCCAGGCAGAUAGGCAAGGCUGAUUUAAAGAGCACAAGGAGAUACGCCAGGAAAGGGCUGGACUACUGUAAAAGUUAUACCUGGAGAGUCAGACCUAGCUCCGUCUAGUCAGGUUAACUGUCAUGUAACUUAUUACCUAUUACAAACACAACAACUACGAGUAUCAAGUAUUUCUCUCUGGCUCUUGAUGGGGGAAAAAAAAAAGUCAAUAGUUGACUUACCCCUUUGCCGUCUACACAGUUGGCGUUUCCUGUUCUGGGUGCUACUGCCAAACGUUCUGGUACUUAGAGUUGGGAUGCACAACUUCAACCACCGAGCUGUCAGUGCAGGAGCCUGCUGCAUUGGGCGAUUGGCCAUUAGAUGACGCACUGAGCCACCACCGGCUUUCCUUCAGCAUUUCAGUAGUGUAGCUCCUGUUCGUGGUUCUGUUAGCUGAGGCACCACACAGGUGCUCUUCUGUCCCUUCCGUUCAUAGUUCUCUGGGAGAGUUAUAAACAUAUUAUAUAUAUAUAUUAUAUAUACGUAUAUAUGUGUAUAUAUAUAAUAUUUUUGUCUUUGAGUUUUGUGUUUUCUUUUGCAUUUUAUACCUUGUACUUAUCCCUGAACAUGUUUUAUACUCUUAUUUUUUUUCCCCCCUAUGAAAAGGAAUUCUUUUGUGUAUAUAUAGAUACUUGCAUGAUAGACUGUAGUCGAUGUUUGGUUCCUCAAAAGGUCUUGCUGCUGUCAGGUGUAGGCCCCACACCUAUCAUGACUGUAUUCAACACAUUUCACAUGUAAAUAAACAUGAGACAUUUGGCCUUGUGCUUCUAUGAGAGAGUUAUUGAUGGUGGGGCUGACCCUCCCUGGAGUUUAGGAAGCGAUGCAUUGCUGGAUGGCAUAGACUACCGGAUGCUGCAGAAUUCUUUCCAUUCUGAAGAAUGGCCUCCUCGUUCUCCUCAGUCACCAGCUGUUCUGUCACUUUCUCGUUGACUCCAUCCGUACAUCGGUACAAUCGGAGGGUGUGACGAAGUAUUCCUCCACUUGAAGUUGGACCGCUGUUCCUUGUUUUGUUUGUAUUGCUCUAAGUCGUAUUCUUGGCACUUUCACAUUGCUUCUGCAUUGGAACCUUGCAAUAAGCCUGCGUGGAGGCCGCGCAGGUCUGUACAGCCUAGAUUUACAGUUGAGGAAGCCGAGCUCUGAUGACGUUCUUUGCCUAAGCCCUCCUAUCUGGCGAGUGGCUUUGAGUAUUAGAACCCAAAUAUUUUGCUCUAAAUCUAGUGCUCGCUCUUUGUGGUUAUGUACAUAUCGACAAAUAUUCAUUUAUUCAACAAAUAAAAAAAAAGUAUGUGCAAAACA